ACACACGUAUUAAUCAAUUCUCCUGUACAACUACUAUCAAUUGAUACUUUAAUCAAUCACGUAAACACCAGUCACUGACACUAUUGGACCAAACUUGAAGCAGAAAAGCGUUGUAGUUUGGAAAUGUCAGAACUGAAUAACGGAGAUAUAGAAAAUCGAGACGACAGCGUCGUUGAUUCAGUAGAAGCACCACCUGCUCCGUCCGAUCCUGCCCCACAAGGCACUGAAACUGAAGAUUUACAAAAUACCAAACACAUCGACGAAGAUCACGUUCAAGAGAACCAAGAAGUGACUGAGUCUGAAGUUGUGGCAGAACCCGUAAACGGGACAACACACCAAGAAGAACAGCAACAGGAAGACACAUCAGAAGGACCAAAAGAGGAAGCAGAUACAGAAUAUACUGAAGACACAGAACAACAACUUGAGGAACAGCCAUUGGAAGACGUACAAGUCAAAGAGAAAGAGCUACCUGAAGUUGCAGAACCUACCCACGAGGUUUCUACUGAGACCUCGCCUACCGAAUCAGCACCAGGCUCCUCAUUGCCAGAAGAACCAUCAACGCACCAUCAUCAACGUGACAUCUCCCACUUGUCCGUGUCUUCAACCGGUGCUACUGUCGACAACACUAAACUUUUCCAGAAAACGUUUGAAUUGAUUCUCACUUCAAAAGAAGCCAAGAAGAAUGAGCAAUUUAAAACCGUGAUCCAAAAAGCUCUUGACUCGUUGAAUGAUGUUGACUCAAGAGAUCCCCAUGUCUUAUUCACCGCUUUGAAGGCAUGUUGCGAGACUUCAAGCAAUGAUUUAAAAUCAAAAGCAGUCGACUUGUUUGCAAAGUUAUUUGACUACGCCCAAUUUGAAGACAAUGACGAUAAAAUCACCAUGACGGAUGACUCGGUUGAUGUCAUCUCGGCCUGUUUUGACGGAGAAGGUACUGAUCCUGAGUUGGAAUUGCAAGUGGUCAGAGCUUUGAUGCAUAGUAUUCUCUUGAUGCCUUGCCAUGGUGCUUCGCUUUUGAAAGCAGUCAGACAAAUAUAUAACGUGUUUAUCUUUUCUUUGACUGCAAGAAACCAAGCCGUGGCCCAAGGUAUUUUAACCCAAGUCAUUGGAGCCAUAUUCCAGAGAGUGGAAGAAUCAGAUGCUAUGAAGAACAACAAGAAUGGGAAAGCAGCAAGUGGAACUAGAUUAUCCUUAACUUCUUUCAGCAAGGAAGAAUUGGAGCUUCCAUCAGAUGAUAUAAACCCUUCCGAAGAAAAGCUUACCUUGAAGAGGUUGGAAAAUUUAACUGAUAAUGGCAAUGAUAAUGACCGUGUUCAAGAAGCGAAUUUGGCAACUGAAAGCGAUGAAGAUGUUGUAGUCAAGGAUGCAUUUUUAGUGUUUAGAGCCAUGUGUAAGCUUUCAGUCAAGUCUUUAGAUUCCACUACUAUUGAUAUGAAAUCUCAUUCAGUCAGAUCAAAAUUGUUAUCAUUGCACAUCAUCCACACCAUUUUGAGGGAACACAUCGAAGUCUUUUUGAGUCAUGAUGUUGUGAUUUUGUCCUCCAACUCCAAUGAACAAAUAAGAUUGAUUAAUGCCGUUAGACAAUAUAUCAACCUUGCCCUUUCCAAGAAUGCAGCUUCACCAUUAGCACCCGUGUUUGAGCUCUCAUUAGAAAUCUUUUGGUUGAUCAUUUCAAACUUGAGAUCUGAAUUCAAGCGAGAAAUCCCCGUGUUUUGGGAUGAAAUUUAUUUCCCCGUGGCUGAAAUGAAAACCUCGAGUCCUCACCAAAAGAGAUACUUGUUGUCGAUCAUGGAAAGAUUGUGUAAUGAUUCAAGAUGCAUUAUAGAGUUUUACUUGAAUUAUGAUUGUGACAGUAGCAUGCCUAACAUUUGUGAAAAAAUUAUUGAUUAUUUGACCAGAUUGGCAUUGAUUCGUAUUGAUGUUACACCGCAGCAGAAGCUUGCAUUCAGGGAGAAUAGAAGAAAUGGAAUUUCUGUAUAUGACGUUAGUAAGAUUGCUAAUUUAACUAGCAGCACCAUGUCAUCCAAACCACCUGAACCAGAAAUUUAUAACCAAUUCCCAUUGGAGUAUGCCUUGAAAAUGACUUCUAUUGGAUGUUCAGUGGCAUUCUUACGUUCAUUAUAUUCAUGGGCUCAAAAGGGGUUGAACAUUACUCCAGUUGCCAAACUGCCUGCCAUUACCACAAACGGAUCAGCAUUAUCCCUUAGCAAAACUGUGUCCGAGUCAAACAACACUUCCAUGAGCAAUUCCAGAAACACUUCGUUUAUCAACCCAGUUGAAAACUCCAAUGAAACCGACGAUCCAGAACAAUUUGAAAAUCAAAAACAACGUAAGAAAGCAUUCUUGGAAGGUAUUCGACAAUUCAACCAAAAAGCCAAGAAGGGAAUGAAAUAUUUCGUUGCCAAUGGAUUCCUCAAGAGUGAAGAACCGGAAGAAAUGGCUAAAUUUUUGUUGGAAACCGACGGUCUUGAUAAGUCUGUGAUUGGGGAGUAUCUUGGUGAAGGUGAUCCCCAGAAUAUUGCCAUCAUGCAUUCUUUUGUCGAUCAGAUGGAAUUUACCAAUACUGAUUUCGUUGAUGCCAUGAGACUAUUUUUGCAAUCAUUCAGAUUACCUGGUGAAGCACAAAAGAUUGAUAGAUUUAUGUUGAAGUUUGCUGAAAGAUAUGUCUUGGGAAACCCAGAUGUUUUCUCCAAUGCUGAUGCUGCUUAUGUAUUGGCAUAUUCGGUUAUUAUGUUAAACACUGAUCAACAUUCACCUCAAGUUAAGGUUAGAAUGACUUUUGAAAAUUUCGUGAUUAAUAAUUCUGGUAUUGAUGAUGGUAAAGACUUACCAAGGGAUUUCUUGCACAAGAUUUAUGAGGAAAUUCAAAAUAAUGAAAUCAAGUUACAAUCAGAACAGCAUGCUGCUUUAUUAGCUGGUGAUGUUACAUUAACACCUGCUCCACAAUCUAUAAGUUUCUUUGGAAGUAGGGAUGUUAAUAGAGAGGCAUACAUUCACGCAUCCAAGGAAAUGACCACCAAGACUGAAAGGUUGGUGAGAAACUUGGGUAAGAAGUUAAAGAAUGAAGAAUCAGACGGGGUGUUUUACGCCGCCACCAGUGUUUUACACGUCAAGUCUAUCUUUGAUACUAUGUGGAUGUCAGUCUUGGCUGCACUUACUCCUCCAUUCAAGGAAUACGACGAAGAAGAUAUCACCAGAACUUGUUUAGAAGGUAUUAAAUUAUCCAUUCGUAUAGCCUGUAUGUUUGGUUUAGAAUAUGCUAGAACCUCCUUCAUUGGUGCUUUAGUGCAAUUCCAAAAUCUUAACAAUUAUGAAGAAAUGAAGCAAAAGAAUGUUGAUGCCAUUUAUAUCAUGUUGGAUUUGGCUGUGUGUGAAGGGGAUCAUUUAGGUGAUGCUUGGUUACAAAUUUUGCUUUCCACUUCUCAAUUGGAAAGAUUACAAUUAAUUGCUCAAGGUGUUGAUCAAGAUUCUAUUCCUGAUGUGUCUACUGCCAAGUUGGUCAACCGUAAUUCCGUGGAGAACCCUAGAACAAGUACAAGUUUCUUUAGUUCUUUUACUUAUAGUUCACAAACUCCAUCACAAUCUGCUGCUUCUAAAUUUUACAACCAGCAUUUAUCACCUGAAGUUGCACAACUAUUAACCAAGACUGAACUUGAAGUUGCCAUUGACAAGGUUUAUACCAAUAGUGCCAAUUUAUCAGGUGAAAGUAUUGUUGAUUUUGUUCGUGCCCUUUCCGAAGUCGCCAAUGAAGAAAUUGAAUCAUCAGGGCAGAGUAGCAACCCAAGAACGUUUUCAUUACAAAAAGUAGUUGAUAUUUGUUAUUACAAUAUGAAUCGUAUUCGUUUGGAAUGGUCACACCUUUGGGCUAUCAUUGGUGAAACUUUCAAUACUGUUGGAUGCCAUACUAACCCUGCCAUUCUGUUCUUUGCCUUGGACUCGUUGCGUCAAUUAUCUAUGAGGUUCUUGGAGAUUGAAGAAUUGACUCAUUUUAAGUUCCAAAAGGAGUUUUUGAAACCGUUUGAAUAUGUUAUAAUUCAUAAUGAUUCUCUCGAAGUUAAAGAUAUGGUUUUGGAGUGUAUUAAUAACAUGAUGAUGGCCAGAGCAGGGCAAAUUAAGUCUGGUUGGAAGGCGAUCUUUGGGGUGUGUACUGCCGCUGCUAAGGAGAACAAAGAAUCAUUAGUUAGAAAAGGAUUUGAGAUUGCUAAUAGAAUUAACAAAGAAUACAUUGAAGAAGUCAAGCAGCAAGAUUCAUUUAGUGAUUUGGUUAUUUGCUUCACAGAAAUUGCCAAGAAUGAAAAAUUCCAAAAAUUGAGUUUGUUAUCAUUGGAUGUUCUUCUGAGAUUGAUUCAUGAAAUUGCCCAAUUGAGUUUCUUCAGUGAGAAUGAGCCACACGAAGAUGAUACUGCUGAAGCUAAGCACGAGAGAAACGAACAUUUAGUCAAGUUGUGGUUCCCAGUUCUUUUUGCAUUCUAUGAUAUUAUCAUGACUGGUGAAGAAUUAGAGGUCAGGUCACGAGGAUUGAAUUGCUUGUUUAACAUUUUAUUGGAGUAUGGUAAAUACUUUGAAUUGGAAUUCUGGGAUAUGAUUUGCCAUGAGUUGUUAUUCCCUAUUUUUGGAGUCUUGAACAAACAUUGGGAAUUAGAAUUGGAUGAUUCUGAUGAUAUGCUUUCUGUGUGGUUGUCGACAACCUUGAUCCAAGCUUUGAAAAGCAUGAUUUCGUUGUUUAGUCAUUAUUUCGAUGCAUUAAGUCGAUUGUUGGAUGGAUACAUGAAGUUGAUCAUUUCUUGUAUUUGUCAAGAGAAUGAUACCAUCGCUAGAAUUGGUCGUGAAUGUUUAACUACUUUGCUCGUUGACAAUUGUGACAAGUUUGAUGUGGAACACUGGAAACAGAUCACGGAAGCUUUUUCUACAUUGUUUGAUUUGACUACUGCUAGGGAAUUAUUCACUUCUGAUCCAUUAAGAAAUAAACGUUACGACGAAGAAGAUGCACAAAAGGAUAUUGCUUCCAAAGUUGAUUCCGAAGAUACUACUAAUAGCCACUUUGAUGACGAGGAGAGAUUGGCCAAGUCGAGAGAAAAAUCUUCGAUUGUUGUCAAGAGUGUGUUACAACUAUUACUCAUUCAAACCUUGUCGGAAUUGUUUGAACAUGAUGGCUUUUACGAAUCCAUACCUUAUGAAUAUUUGAUGAAGAUGGCUCAAUUAUUGCAUGGCAGCUACAACUUUGCCAAGAAGUUUAAUGAUGAUUACGAUUUGAGAGUUCGUCUAUGGAAUGCCGGUAUUAUCGAGCGUCUUCCUAACUUGUUGAAGCAAGAAUCGUCGUCUGCGGCUGUUUUCAUUAACAUUAUGUUUAGAAUGUAUUGCGAUGACGACAAAGUAUCACCUGGUAACAAGAGAGAAAUCAUGGAUUAUAUCAUCCCAUUGUGUAACACCAUCACGGAAAGAUAUUCGGAAUUUGAUGAAACCAACCAACAAAGAAACAUAUCCACCUGGAAGCCGGUCAUUGUUGAGAUUUUCCAAGGAUACGUAGAGUUAGACGACGAAGAUUUCACGAAGUAUACUCCUGUGAUGUAUAAAUUAACGUUGAGAUUGUUUUCUAAGAGUAUGUCGGCAGACUUGAGACUGGCUAUACGUACGUUUUUGGCCAGGGUAGGAGAAGAGUUUAUUAAAGUGGCAGAGUAACCUUUCCAGCGUUUGUUGGUGUAUAGUAGUAGUAGUGGUGGUGGUAGUAGUAGUGGUGGUGGUAGUAGUAGUGGUGGUAGUAGUGGUGGUAGUAGUGGUAGUAGUAGUAGUAAUAAUAAUGAUAAUAGUAUCGUUUAGACCUGGUUGAUAUGCACCCCCCGCCAUAUAAAGUUAGUGAUGGGAUAUACUUAGCGGUAUGUGGUUUACUACAGAGAUGAUUAUUUUUUUUUCUAUGGGUGACGUUUUUUGUGGACUGAGAGUGUGAGGCUUGUCUUUUUAUAGUGGCAGAUUUUCCACUGGGGAAAAGCAUGAACAAAAAAAAAAAGUUCGACGGGUCAGCAAAAAUUUUCCAAAGAAAAAAUGAGCGAAAAUUUCAGUAAAGAAAGUUUUC
Molecule: messenger RNA, 6067 nt
Organism: Spathaspora passalidarum NRRL Y-27907
Lineage: Eukaryota; Fungi; Ascomycota; Pichiomycetes; Serinales; Debaryomycetaceae
Gene: SEC7
Product: Arf family guanine nucleotide exchange factor
Exons: 2
Coding region: 124-5676 (1850 amino acids)
Biological process (GO): regulation of ARF protein signal transduction
Molecular function (GO): guanyl-nucleotide exchange factor activity
Source: RefSeq, a predicted model, not a curated record